Helianthus annuus (common sunflower) is the source of this 1748-nucleotide messenger RNA. Its product is annotated as BRCA1-associated RING domain protein 1. The transcript is spliced from 9 exons. Gene Ontology annotation, biological process: positive regulation of transcription by RNA polymerase II; negative regulation of fatty acid biosynthetic process; double-strand break repair via homologous recombination. Gene Ontology annotation, cellular component: BRCA1-A complex; BRCA1-BARD1 complex; plasma membrane. The coding region runs from base 369 to 1568 and encodes 399 amino acids. Gene Ontology annotation, molecular function: ubiquitin-protein transferase activity. Lineage: Eukaryota; Viridiplantae; Streptophyta; Magnoliopsida; Asterales; Asteraceae. The record is from RefSeq and is a predicted model, not a curated record.
AACAAACUUUGUAUUUCAGGCUAAGCCCAUGGUGAAGUAUAGAUACGAAAAGCAGAACCCUAUUAAAACCAAAUUAUACGGAUAUCUGUCUAAUAAUACUACGAAAACACAGUUACUGAGUUUGAUACCGUUAGCAGCAUUUACCAAAAUGAAAACCCGAUUCGAGAACACGAUGAAUCCCUAAACGAAGCGCAUUACGAUUUCGUGUUGGAUCGUCGUCUUUAAUACUUCAAUGGCUACCGAUAAGCAAGCCUGGUUAUUGUUUCCAGAGUUCAGCACCAAAGAGACAUGCUGAUUCGGGCGUCAAACGUCAAACCAUUGACCGAAAAAGGCAAAAGAAAACGAUCAAUAAACGGAAUGAUGCUAAAAUGGAAACAAAUAGCCACCCACAAACCAAUGGUUUGGGUUCUUCUGGUGGGCAGACAUCUGUUGUUUCGGAGCAGCGUCGUUGUGCCUUCUGCCAUUCAUCUAAGCAGACAGAGGGGAGUGGACCGUUUGUGGCGUAUGCUCAAGGGAAGGAAGUAACAGGAAAUGUGGAUAAUUUCUCCAACGUUAUACAUGUUCAUUUAACAUGCGUAAGCUGGACUCCUAAGAUUUAUUUUAAGAAUGGAUUUAUCAAGAACCUAGAAUCAGAAAUCAUAAGGGCAAACGAUCUAAAAUGCAGCAGUUGUGGUAAAAAAGGAGCUGGUCUUGGCUGCUAUACGGUGUCGUGCAAAAAAACUUACCACGUGCCUUGUGCAUAUGACAUUCCUGGUUGCAGAUGGGAUGAUGACUUUUUGUUGCUGUGCCCAGAGCAUGCAUCUGAAAAGUUUCCAAGUGAAGAGAAGGCAAAACCUGGGAAGAAAGACACUGAGAAAGGCAAAACAUUGUCGAGUUAUGGAAAGAAUUUGGUGUUAUGUGGUUCAGGUCUUUCUUCAGAUGAAAAGUUUGAUCUCGUUGAUUUUGCAAGCAGCAGUGGUGCAGUAGUGUCGAUAUUCAGAGAUAAUGUCACCCAUGUGAUUGCCGCCACAGAUUCAAAAGGUGCCGGCGCAAGAACAUAUAAACUGUUAAUGGCCAUUUUGCAUGGAAAAUGGAUUCUUACAAUGGGAUGGGUAAAAGCUUGUAUGGAAGCUAGAAAGCUUGUGAACGAAGAACCGUAUGAAGUUCUUCUUGACAACCAUGGUUCUUAUGGAGGCCCUAAAGAAGGGAGAUUAAGAGUUCAAAAUAAUGCUCCAAAGCUUUUCAACAACUUGAAUUUCUACUUCAUUGGGGACUUUUUGUCGACUUAUAAAGCUGAUCUUCUAAACUUGGUUACAACUGCCGGAGGCACGGUUAUCGAGACCCGGGAUCGGUUAUUACUAUCAAGUCAUGAAGAAGAUACAAAAGCAAAUGUGAAUGAAGUUACUUUGGUUGUUUACAAUGCUGACUUUUCAUAUAAUCCUGGGUUUGAAGAUGAAACUGCCUUGAAAUGCCGAGUGUUAGAUGAAGCAGAGGAUUUAGCUCAAGAAGUCGGGUGUCAGGUUGUUCCCCAUAUAUGGAUUUUGGAUUCAAUUGCUUGUGGUUUACAACCUUCUAUACCAAGGCACUAACUAUAUCUAAUAGGCUUGUGGUUUAAACGCUAACUUGCAUACAUGUUUUUGGGUGUUUUAGGUUGUAUGCGUAGCCGAUUGUUGAACAUUAUAAGCAAGCUAAAUAGCUUUGGGUUGUAUAUUGGUUUUGAUUAUGGGGAUGAAUUGACAUGAGUUGGUUUAUAUUUUUGCUUUGAUUAA